Molecule: messenger RNA, 2209 nt
Organism: Siniperca chuatsi (mandarin fish)
Lineage: Eukaryota; Metazoa; Chordata; Actinopteri; Centrarchiformes; Sinipercidae
Gene: bcl10
Product: BCL10 immune signaling adaptor
Exons: 3
Coding region: 482-1231 (249 amino acids)
Biological process (GO): positive regulation of extrinsic apoptotic signaling pathway; apoptotic process; adaptive immune response
Cellular component (GO): CBM complex; cytosol
Molecular function (GO): kinase activator activity; protein kinase B binding; NF-kappaB binding
Source: RefSeq, a predicted model, not a curated record
AUAAGUGUGAGGAGAUCCAACGGCGCCACCCGGUGGACUUACUCGGAAUAACACUUCACCUGUAUCAGAAACUUCGAACAGCGCUUGAAAAGUUAAUACGGAUAAACACGGGGAAAGUUGGACAACUGAAGCCUUUGUGCUGUUGUAAGAGACGUUUUAUCUUAAUUGUAGACUUUUUUUACAGCUACCUAACUACAUAAAUCAGAUUUGAGUGUGAAACCGACGAAUCUGCUGUCCCUACUUUUAGUUUUGUGUCGACGUAAACCUUGACACAACCAGGAAGUCCGGGGAUUUUUUAGACAGAAAACUUGAAUUGACGGUGGAUACGCCACUUUAUAACGACAAAUAAUGAAGAGUCGCGUUGUUAACGCAUACAAUUAACUUAUUGAUGUAGUUCGUUUCAUUAUUAAUAUCUUACUAACUUAUCUUAGUCGUCGUUCGUUACCCGGAACACCUGGACUUUUCACUGCGGGUGAGAGGGAUGGAUGUUCCUCAUCUCACUGAAGAUGAAAUGGCAGAGAUUAAAAAAGACGUGCUGACCAGACUGCGGCACUACCUCUGUGACAAGAUCAGGGCCGAACGCCACCUCGACUACCUGCGCUCUCGCAGGAUCCUGACACGAGACGAUGCGGAGGAAAUCAGCUGCAGGACCACACAGACCAAGAGGACGGCCAUGUUGUUGGACAUACUGGCCGAGAACCCCCGGGGCCUCGAUGCCUUGAUUGACUCCAUAAGGGAGUUGCGUGCGCAAAACUUCAUCAUCACCAAAAUAACGGAUGAGGUGCAAAAGGCCAAAAACGAGAAGAUCGAGUCUCUCAGAGCGGGGGCUUCCAGUUCCUCAUCUGACAGCAGCCUCAGCGCUGUGAGCACGACCAGCGACCUCCCCACGACGUUUUCAAACAACUCCACCCUGCUCUUCCACCCAGACGGAGAGCGAAGCCCUUCCACUUCAGGCGUUGCAGGCUCACUCAAUCUGCCAUCGUUACAGAAAGGCGGAGACUUGCCCUCUGGGGCUGGUGUUAGUAUCGGCGUAGCUUCCUCCACAACCUCCUCCAACCUCCCGAGGCCCGGAGACCCGGGAGCUCCUCCGCUUCCGGACGAGGUGAUGGUCGAAUCCCCCUCCAACAUAGAAGCCGGAGCGCCAGGGUGCACCAGCAGCGGAGGGGACCCAAACUUCCAGCCCCUCCGGUCGCGCUCGCUCACUCCAACGUCACACAGGAGCGUCUUUUAAUUUCACAUCUCAAUAAGACAGUUCUUAUGCAGUUAACGGGACAAACCAACAGAAUCCUCAGCCAUUCAACUCAACUCAUAUACAAACACUCUCUCAUUGUUGUCUCGCACUCUUUGGUGUUGCUCUUGCCUUUGAUUAGGUGGUUAGUGAGAAAUUGCUGUACAUGGGAUAUACUACUACCAUACCAAGUUUUGUACAAGAGAAAAAAGGGACAGUUUGUCACUUGGGCUGGGGUAUUGUUGCAAAGUUUUUGAUACUGGUGCCAAUUCUUUGCCUUAAUUUUGAAAUGAGGCCAAAUUAAUAUCUUAGUUUCAAGAAUAUACACGUUUUUAUAAAAACUCUUUUUUUUAUUAAACAAGAAGCCACACUUCUCCAAUGUUGUUUAAAUACAAGUAGGUGUACAAGCACUUUGCCUAAAUGAUAUACAGUUUAAAUAGGCAAAAGUAUGAUUUAAAUCAGAAACGGUCUGCUUAAUAAAUAAGUAAAGAAGAGUACGAAUUUGAGCAAGCAUUUGAUGCCAGCUUUCGUUACUUAAUAGUUUUCGAUACUCGUGCUUCAAACACAUUUCUGACCAUACCCAAAGAUGUUCGAUGCCCAUGUCAUGAGCUAAGAAAAUCUGACUCAUCCUCUGUAUCAAAGGUGUCAUUUCCUGGUAAACUGUAUAUAUGAAACCACGGCAGCGACAGUUAAGGUGCUGCAAGAAAGUUUUAUACACUGGAAUAACUUGAGCAUAUGCUGUAUGUGUGUAAGUCAGAUCUCAUGAGACGCUGCCGUUUGACCAGAGCGAUGUAGCUCCAAAUGAUGCUUUCCAUUUCAUUCUGUGCAGCAUUAAGUCACCAUGAAGUUGCUUUACAUUGCCGUCACUACACAAGUCUUGAAUCACAAAACAUAUUGUGAAAUACAAACCGUGUCCUGCCUAUUACGUCAAUCUCAGGUCAUGUACAAUAAUCAAUUCAAACUAAAGGUUUUCAAUAUGAA